UUGGUUUGGUUAAAUUAAACUUAAACACUCACCACACACAUAAUUUCUAUCUUAUUCAAUUUCCCACAUUCAACAUCCCCACAUACCUCAUUCUAGCUAUGGACUCAUCAUCAUUGUCAUCAAUGGAACUUCCCUCAUUGAAACCAUACAACCUUAAAAACCCAACAACAACCUUAAUUCAAUCAUGGGUUUCUUCCCCUAAACCAAACACUCUCACUCUUGUCUCCUCAAACUCUCCACUCACCAAAAAGUUUCAAUCUUUCUUAUUACAUUGCUCCACAAAACCAGACACAAACACCAACAAUGACACACACAGCAAGAAAAACAAUGAACCCAAUUCACUUUCCAACAAAUCCAACAAGGAAUCACAACCACAAGAAAAAAAUGAAUCUUUUUCAUCUUCAUCAUCUUCUUCACAAUCUUCAAAUUCUACUACUUCUUUAUCUUCAAGAGGGUUGGUUUUUGAUUUGGGUUUUUCAAACUCAUGGGAUAGUGAAGACAUUGGAUCACCAGUAGUGAAAAGGUUUCAAAGUGAUGAAGAAGAGAGAUGGUACAUGUGGUACCAUGGAAGACCAAAAGGUAAACCUUCAAAUGAUUUAAUAGGUUUAGCAAUUUCAAGCAAUGGUGUUCAUUGGGAACGUGGUGGAGGUCCUGCAAAAUCAGGUUCUGAUGUUGGUUUUGUGAUGAAUUGUGGUAAAGAUUGGUGGGGUUUCGAUACUCGCGGAAUUAGGCCUUCUGGAUUGUUAAUCAUGUCUAGUUACAGAGUUAGAGGUUCCAAUGCUGUUUAUUGGCUUUAUUACACCGGAUAUAGUUCCGAAUCUGUAGAGGUUCGUGAUCAUUCUUCGGAGUUUAGUUUUGAUAGCCCAAUUGGUUUGAAUGAUGAGAAUUUCGGUAAAGGUAAGAUUUUGAAGUCAUUACCUGGUUUAGCUAUAAGUCAAGAUGGUAGAAAUUGGGCUAGAAUUGAAGGAGAGCAUCAUAGUGGAGCAUUGAUUGAUGUUGGUAAAGAAAAAGAUUGGGAUUCAUUGUUUAUUUCAUCACCACAAGUUGUUUAUCAUGGAAAUGGUGAUUUAAGGAUGUAUUAUCAUUCAUUUGAUAAAGAAAAAGGGGAAUUUUGUAUUGGAAUUGCUAGGUCAAGAGAUGGAAUUAAGUGGUUGAAAUUAGGGAAAAUAAUGGGUGGAGGUAAAGUUGGUUCUUUUGAUGAAUUUGGAGUGAUGAAUGCUUGUGUUACAAGAAACAAAAGUGGUGGAAACUAUGUGAUGGUUUAUGAAGGUGUAGGUAGUAAUGGAAGGAGGUGUAUUGGUAUAGCAAUUUCACCUGAUGGGUUGAUGGAAUGGGUUAGGGUUCAAGAUGAGGCUAUUUUGAUGCCAUCAAAUGAAGGUUGUUGGGAUGAUAAAGAUGUUGGAUCACCUUGUUUGGUUUAUAUGGAUAAUGAAGAAAAUGAAUGGAGAUUGUAUUAUAGAGGUGUUGGUAAUGGUGGAAGUGUUGGAAUAGGUAUGGCUGUUUCUAAUGGGAAGGAUUUUAGGAGUUUUAGAAGAUGGACUGGUUUUCAUGUAUAAGCUAGGUGUAUGCCGGAUUUCGAUUAAACACAUUAAAUGUGUGACAUGUUGAUUAAUUUUGGUCGUCUGAUCUCAAAUCAAGUGUGCAGGAAAACCAGAUUCGUGUAUGUCAUGUUUUGUUAUCGAAUAUUUACAUUUUUUCUAACAAUACAGUGUCUACACAUUCUUUAUGAAAUGAUUUAUUAUUUUGUUUGUGCUAAGUUUGGAUUAUGUAGUUUUGUAUUCAGUUGUGUUGUCAAUUAUAAACUUUUUUGUACAUAAAGUUUGAAGUUUGAACAUUGCCUAA
This is a messenger RNA of Trifolium pratense (red clover), 1842 nucleotides long. RefSeq lists its product as uncharacterized. The transcript has a single exon. The coding region runs from base 99 to 1556 and encodes 485 amino acids. The record is from RefSeq and is a predicted model, not a curated record. NCBI's taxonomy places the organism in Eukaryota, Viridiplantae, Streptophyta, Magnoliopsida, Fabales, Fabaceae.